Messenger RNA from Carcharodon carcharias (great white shark), 3135 nucleotides. RefSeq names its product signal transducer and activator of transcription 4 (gene stat4). The record is from RefSeq and is a predicted model, not a curated record. Gene Ontology annotation, molecular function: RNA polymerase II cis-regulatory region sequence-specific DNA binding; DNA-binding transcription factor activity, RNA polymerase II-specific. Bases 112 to 2361 code for a protein of 749 amino acids. The transcript has 23 exons. Lineage: Eukaryota; Metazoa; Chordata; Chondrichthyes; Lamniformes; Lamnidae. Gene Ontology annotation, biological process: cell surface receptor signaling pathway via JAK-STAT; regulation of cell population proliferation; response to peptide hormone.
AUGUAACAAAUAAGCUGCAGCUUAGCGAUCGAGAAAACCCGAACCCACACAACACGGAGAGCCGAAAGAACAAACAUACACACUGGCAUUGACUGACAAGAAGCUGCAAAAAUGUCCCAGUGGCAUCAGCUCCAUCAGUUGGAUACGCAGCUCCUGGAAAAAGUGGACCAGUUGUAUGAUGACACCUUUCCUAUGGAGGUCCGUCAGUUCCUAGCACAUUGGCUGGAACAGCAGGACUGGGAUCUUGCCUCGAAUAAUUACUCUCUGGCCACCCUUCUGUUCAAUAAUUUAUUAAAACAAAUAGAUGACCAGUAUAGUCGUUUCUUCCUAGAAAAAAACUUUCUGCUUCAGCAUAAUCUGAAACGAAUUAAACAAAACCUUCAGGUGCAGUAUCUGGGAAAUCCUCUGCAUAUGGCAUCCGUAAUCGCAAAUUGUCUCAGGGAGGAGCGGAGGAUUCUAACAACUGUGAACACACCUGAGCAGGGGCUUGAGGAAAAAUUACUACAGAACUCCAUGAUUUCAGAAAGACAAAGAGGUUUGGAACACCGAAUGACUGCCAUAAAGACCAAUACACAGUUGGUAGAACAAGAUGUCAAAUAUCUUGAGGACCUGCAGGAUGAAUUUGAUUUCAGAUACAAGACACUACAGACGCAAGAACACAGUGAUAGAAACAGUGUUCAUGUGAAGGAGGAGGUUUUUCGGUUGCAAGGAAUGCUCAAUCAGCUGGAUCAUAAACGAAAGGAGGUCCUCCAUAAAAUCGCAGAAUUGUUAAACCAAAUGGAUUUUCUAAUGAAUAGACAAUUGUUUGAAGAGCUAACAGAAUGGAAGCGACGACAGCAAAUUGCCUGCAUUGGAGGUCCACACAACACCUGCCUUGAUCAGCUGCAGAACUGGUUUACAUUGUUCGCAGAGAGCUUAUUUCAGGUCAGAAGACAGCUGAAAAAGCUAGAAGAAUUGCUGCAGAAGGUGACUUAUGAUGGAGACCCAAUGCCUCUGCAGAGACCUCAUUUGGAGGAGAGAGUGAACAUUUUGAUUUUCAGUUUCAUCAAAAGUUCUUUUGUGGUAGAGAGACAGCCUUGUAUGCCAACCCAUCCACAGAGACCAAUGGUCCUAAAAACAGGAGUGCAGUUCACUGUGAAAAUAAGAUUUUUGGUAAAAUUACCUGAGCUGAAUUAUCAGCUAAAGGUGAAAGCUACAAUUGACAAGGAAAGCUCAACAGCAAGAGGGUAUCGCAAAUUUAAUAUAUUGGGCACGAACAGCAAAGUAAUGAACAUGGAAGAGUCGGUCAAUGGAAGUCUUUCUGUGGAAUUCAGACACCUGCAACUGAAAGAACAGAAAUCUUCUGCAGGAACUAAAGGGAAUGAGGGUCCCUUGAUUGUCACAGAGGAGCUCCACUCAAUCAAUUUUGAGACGCAGUUUUGUCAUCAAGAUUUGGUCAUAGAUUUAGAGACCAGUUCUUUGCCUGUAGUAGUCAUCUCCAAUGUGAGUCAGCUGCCUAGUGGCUGGGCGUCUGUUAUAUGGUGCAACAUGCUAAUGAAUGAUCUCAAGAAUUUGGCUUUGUUCACCAACCCACCCACUGCCACUUGGAGUCAGCUUUCAGAGGUGCUGAGUUGGCAGUUCUCCUCUUACGUGGGACGAGGUUUGAAUUCAGAUCAGCUCAACAUGUUGGCAGAGAAGCUGCUGGGACAACAGCUGAGUUACAAUGAUUGCCACGUUUCAUGGAAUAAGUUCUGUAAGGAGAAUCUCCCUAAUAGAUUCAGUUUCUGGUUGUGGUUAGAUGGAAUCCUGGAACUCAUCAAGAAACACCUUUUGGCUUUAUGGAUAGAUGGGUACAUCGUGGGAUUUGUAAGUAAGGAGAAGGAACGUGCUUUACUGAAGGAUAAACCAUCUGGUACAUUUUUACUGCGAUUCAGUGAGAGCAGCAGGGAUGGUGCCAUUACUUUUACCUGGGUGGAUCGAUCUGAGAAUGGGGAAAUGAAAUUUCAUUCAGUGGAACCUUACUCCAAAAGCCAAUUGUUAGCGGUUCCUCUUCCUGACAUUAUCCGUGAUUACAAAGUAAUGGUGGCUGAGAAUAUUCCAGAGAACCCGCUACAGUACCUAUAUCCUGAUAUUCCUAAGGACAAAGCUUUUGGAAAGCAUUACAACAAUAAACCAAAAGAAGUCUCUGAACCCACAGAGACAGAGAAGAAAGGCUAUAUUUCUUCAAGGUUUAUCCCAUUCUCUGAAUUUCCAAAUGCUUCCACAGCUCCAGUUUCAUCAUCAGACCUACUUCCUAUGUCACCAGGAGUAUAUGCUGAACUGAAACAACAGCUGAGUCCAGCAGAAAUUGAGACUGCUGUAUGUUUUGAAGCAAUGAUUUGACUGAAGCUAACUUCCACAGCUCCUUUCACUGAACAAACACUGUAUAAACCUACAUAUUUCUAGUAGCAUUUAAUUUCAAGGAGUUACAAAGAGCUCUUUUAUAACAGCGUAAUUGCAAUGUGGAAGGAAAACUAGGCAAAAAUAUAUUGGCAUGAUACUACAAAUUACAUCAAUGUAAUAUUCAAUAGCUGAUUUAUUGCUGUGUUACAGAUUUGAGUUUCAGACAUUGUAUCGAAAAUUUGUCAGACCAAAGUUACAGUGCUUGCUGCAGCUCGUUGUGGGUGUCCUGACCUCAGCAAGAAAGGAGUUGUGUACCUAAGUAUUUGAACACACAAACAGAGCUCCACAACAUGGGAGGCUAAUUUUUAAAAUUAUGAGAGUUACAAACAGGAAUGUUGCCUCUCUCUUAACAUUAAAAAGAAUCAAGAGUAAAUUUGUAAAGUUCCCAGCUGAACCAACAGGUCACUUUGAGACUUAUAAUAUGUGACCUUAGAUCUGACUAGAGGUGCACUGCACACGUUGCAAAGUUCAAGAAAUGUGAGGCUACCUGUCGAUGAUUUCUGAUUUUGGUACACAGAAAUCAGGUCAUUGAGCCAAUUCUCAAGUUAUACUGCCACUUUCAUACUACUCACCUGAAACCACUUUUUGUUGACAACAGGGUGGAAGUUUAAUGAUUAACGUAACAAUAAUAUUUACAUUAACAUUAUAUUCUUCCACAAACUUGUUACAUAGUAACAUGGUCAUAUGCAAUAACAUCAAAAAGUAGCUCCUUGA